Molecule: messenger RNA, 1119 nt
Organism: Fragaria vesca subsp. vesca
Lineage: Eukaryota; Viridiplantae; Streptophyta; Magnoliopsida; Rosales; Rosaceae
Product: putative vesicle-associated membrane protein 726-like
Exons: 5
Coding region: 143-802 (219 amino acids)
Biological process (GO): vesicle-mediated transport
Cellular component (GO): membrane
Source: RefSeq, a predicted model, not a curated record
GGCUACCUAGCUUCUCAUCUAAGCAAAAAACCCAAACCAGCCCCUUUCCUCUUUUUCUCUCCCAAAUCCACCAAACCCUUUCUUCCUCUGAAAAUCUCAAAGCUCCAUCACCACCUAGGGUUAGGGUUUCGAAUCGAAUCCGAUGGGGCAGCAAUCGUUGAUCUACAGCUUCGUGGCGCGCGGGACCGUGAUCCUCGCCGAGUUCACGGAAUUCACCGGCAACUUCACCGGCAUAGCUGCUCAGUGCCUCCAGAAGCUUCCCGCCACUAACAACAAGUUCACCUACAACUGCGACGGCCACACCUUCAACUACCUCGUCGAUAAUGGCUUCACAUACUGUGUAGUUGCAGUUGAGGCUCUUGGUCGACAAGUUCCUAUUGCCUUCCUCGAGCGAAUCAAGGAAGAUUUUACCAAUAGAUAUGGUGGAGGAAAAGCUGCGACAGCAGUUGCAAAUAGUCUGAACAAGGAAUUUGGGUCUAAGCUGAAGGAGCAUAUGCAAUAUUGUGUGGAUCACCCCGAGGAGAUCAGCAAACUUGCUAAAGUAAAAGCUCAGGUUUCAGAAGUGAAAGGAGUUAUGAUGGAAAAUAUUGAAAAGGUUCUUGAUCGUGGGGAAAAGAUAGAACUUCUGGUGGACAAAACUGAGAACCUUCGCUCACAGGCACAAGAUUUCAGGCAGCAAGGAACCCAGAUGAGGAGGAAGAUGUGGUUUCAGAACAUGAAGAUCAAGCUGAUAGUUUUGGGAAUCUUAAUCGCCUUGAUUCUCAUCAUUGUCCUAUCUGUUUGCAAUGGAUUCAAGUGCUGAUGAAUCCUAAGACGCUUUCAAGGAAUUUGGUGGAGUUUCUACUGCUGUUAUCUACAGUGCUGGUCUACGUAUUAUUAUUUUUGGUUACAUACACCACCUUCUGGCAUAAUUCUCAUUUUAAAAGACAGCUUGUAUAGUUUGUAUCGGUGAAUUCUUUUCUAUAUUAGUCUCUUGGAUGUGUGAAUGGUUUUUGAUUCUCUUUGUUCCAUUGAACUUGUGUUGUAGCAAAGAGAAAUGGCAAAUCAUUGUGAUUGGUUUCAGAUUUGUUAUUCAUGCAUAGCAGUCGGAAUAUAUGAAGCUUCUGUUGCAUCUUUAUU